Molecule: messenger RNA, 2058 nt
Organism: Parnassius apollo (apollo)
Lineage: Eukaryota; Metazoa; Arthropoda; Insecta; Lepidoptera; Papilionidae
Source: the annotation of a GenBank genome assembly
AUGGAAAAGGCUAAAGAGACAACGCGGUCAAUAGGCUUAGCGCGUAUAUGGAAAAGCUUACGACAUUCAUUAGCAUGUAGACUUCUUUGGUUGUGCCGACAUGGUAAUCAAGAUCAGCGUAAUUUAGCACUUGAACAUUUAGCCUCCUUCAAAAAUAAUAAAGUUUGGGAUUGCUUGAAAAUAGCACAAGCGCUGGACAAAAAUACUGCAGUGUUACUUGCACGCACACCUGGUGCAGAUUUACGAUACUUUUUGCCUCCUCCAAUCCACAUACGAAGAGCUGCAUUAACGUCGGAGCUUAUGUCAUUCAAAUUUCGUGAUAUGAUUAUUGCUGUUCAGAAGAUAUGUCAACAUAGUUGUAUUAAAUACUUUUUGUCUAAGUAUUUUGCUAAUUUUCAAGAACAGGCUAUGGAGGCUGAUAGUAUACCGGCAAAACCUGAUAGUAUCAGUGAACGUGAUUUAUGUAUGCUUUGUCUUGAUGCAUUAUACCAUCACAUUCUUCUGUUUCACUCAAAAGACUAUGAGGAUGAUAAAUCAUCUUCAACAUUAAUUGAAUUGGGCUUAUUGCCCCGUCUAGCGGAGCUGUUAUUAAGAUAUCAUAAUGAUAAUGAAUUAGAUCUUGCAGUGCUGAAGAUUCUUACAGUCCUAAGUAUGCACACAUGUUUACUAAAUGAUUUUUUUCAAAAUGGUUUAAUUGGAGAACUUUCUAGAUUAUUAAGAUCUGAGGAUGUUCGCUUGGCAAGUUCUGCUGCUGUAUGUCUUGCUAAUCUAUCAGGAGAACAUUGCUUUAGACCUGGUUUGUACCUUUUGCAUCCUUUGUAUAGAACAAGAAACAAACAUGCAUGUGAUACUCUCCUGGUACAUGGUUUGAGAGGUGGCGUAUUUGUCACAUGGCGCCAAAGAGAUCCAAAAUGUGCUGAGCCUUUAGGUAUUUCUGAAGUAUCAAUGUCUGAUAUUAAAUGUAUUGAACCUUGUGGUGAUACUUCAGUUGAUACUCCUGUUGAUAACAAAUAUCUAGAUCCUGAACAUCAACAAAUAUUUGAGGACUUUACUGAGUUAAAUGAGGAAUCUCUAUUAUCAAAAAUUGAAGUCUUAUUACAAGAUAUUCCCAUAGAAGCUAAGAGAGAACCAGCAGAUGUAAAUGUGUAUUCUGCAAUUAAAAAGCAGACAGCUUUAAUUCAGGAGAAAGAAGAUCAUUGCAGUUAUACUUUUUGUUGGCCUAAAGAUUGGUUGCCUAAAGACUGUAAAAAUCUGAGAAUUUUAGGUGUCAAUUACUGGAGUUCACUAUCUGAUUGGUUGGAAGGAUGUCCAUUACAGAGUGCAGAUAUUGCAACUAGGGCUGCAGAGCUGGCACCAGCAUUAAUUGAUGCUGAAGUCGGAAAGAAAAAUGUUCCAGUUAUUUGGUUGGCUCAUUCAAUGGGUGGUCUCAUAGUCAAACAACUUCUUAUUGAUACUUCUGGAAGUGAAGAUAGUUUUAAACGACUUUGUGAGAAUACAAAAGCUGUUCUGUUUUACAGUACACCACAUAAAGGAAGUGCCCUUGCCAAGAUGCCCCGCGCAGCUGCUGCUGUGCUAUGGCCGUCACAUGAUGUAAGGCAACUGCAAGAAAACUCUCCUAUUCUUUUAAAGAUACAAAAGGAGUUCCUUCAACUAGCUGAUACUUAUUCAUGGGAAACUAUUAGUUUUGCUGAAAGUAAGCCAACUCUAGUCACAUCAUUUAAAGUUCCUAUACAUUUUGUACCAUCUCAUUCAGCAGACUUGGAGCGAGGUGUAUUUUAUGAAUUACCUCUAGAUCAUUUAACAAUUUGUAAGCCAGCAACCAGACAAUCAAUUUUAUAUACUACGGCACUAAAUGUAAUUCAAAGAGCCACAUCUAACAAUUAUGAAUUAAAACAUUCAAAUCCUUAUAUUAUAAAGCUGUUUGACUUAUUUUGGGGGAAUAUGAGAAGGAAGGCAAAUGAAGUAAUAGAAAAUAUAGAUGACACAAACAAUAAUCGUCAAUUUAAAUGGUUUGAAAGAAUCUUACUAGAAGCCUUUACUGAUUCUUAUUCAGACUAA